AUGAACAAAAAUCUUACUGGCAAGUCUCCAUUAAAAAGCAGAUACAGGCCCAAAAGUUUAUCCCCAAUAAUCACUCCUAGCCAUGAAUAUUCAUUUUCAAGCAGAUCUGAUAUGAAUGCUUAUGUUAUGCCAAAAAUAAAGAAUUACGAGCUGAUCACAACUGAAGCAACUAGUCCAAGAAACCAAGUAGAGAACAAAUUCAGUCUAAUUCAACAAAUAAGCCAACUGGAAAGACAGCAUAGAGCUGAUAAAGUGAGAAUAGAGCUAUUAGAAAAGCAGGUAAAAGACCUAGAACAGCAGAUUGAAAAUCAUAAGAAGCUUAAUAAAAAUUUUCUGGAAGAAAAAGGCGCCACAAAUGGAGAUGUCCAUGCACUUUAUCAUGAUCUUUUUAUUACUGAUUUAAAGCAGCAAAUGACAGAAAUGAAUGGAGAAAUGGAAACUUAUAAGAAGCAAAUUGAUGCUGCCAAAAAAGAGGCAGAGAUAGUAAAGAAAGAGAAUUCGCAGCUUUGUGCAACAUUGAAGAGAUAUAGAAGAAUGCUAUCAGAAGCCAUCCAGAAGCCAGAAAAUUCAGAAAUACCUGAUAGUUCGUCAGUUAUGAGCAUGAUGCCAACCGAAAAAAGCUCUCAUAAGUCAAUUCUGGAUCAAAGGCAUUUAAAUGUAACCCUAGAUGCUAGCAAAGUUACUCUAAAUGGGCUUAAAAACAACUUAGUUUCACUGGGCAAGCUUGACAGACUUAGUCAUGCAAUGGCUCAGCUUUCCAAGUGUGAAGACCUAAUGCAAAUCUGCAAAGGUCUUAUACGCUCUACAAAAUCGCUAAUAAAAUGUGAGAAAGCCACAAUUUUUAUCGCAAAUUCCAAAGCAAAAGAUGAGUACACAAAAUCAUUUGGACAGUCUUCAGAUUUCAUAGGCAGAGCCCGUGUUGGCAAUAACUGGAUCCUUGUGCACACCCAUCCAAACGCCAAUCAAGAAGACCCAAUUUUUAAAAAGCUGGAAGAAUUAAAAUUUUCCAUCAGAAACCAGGAUUCUCUUGCAGCUCCAGUUCGAGUAGGAAAAGAUCUUUUUCUUGUUAUUCAAUGCCAAGAUAAACACACCACAAAAAACACCAAAAAAAUCUUUUCCCCAGUAGACGAAAUUUUGGUAAAAUCGCUUGCAAUUUUGGUGUCCUUACAAAUAGAUAGAAUAAUCGCAAAAUCUCAAGAAAAUCUAGAGCAGAAACAUGCUAGACAAACUGCAGGACUAGCAGCUAAAAUAUCGAGCUCAUUAACGCAUAAAGAUAUUGCUAAUAGGGUUAGAAGUGUGUUUCCGUCUUAUUUUGAUUUUGAGUGUGCUGGGAUUGUGUUUGUGGAUAAUUAUUUAAAAGAAUUAUUCACUAUGUGCCAUGAUCCAAAUAAUGAUGAAUAUUAUGGAGAUCAAGUAUUGAGAUUUCCAUAUAAUAUGGGAAUUACAGGAGAGGUUAUAGAAAGAGGCGAUAUUUCUGUUAUAGAAAACCCAAAAAUGAAUUUUUCUUAUAAUCCUGAGCUUGAUAAUGUAGGAGGAGCCCAAGAAGCUAAGAACAUAUUAAUGGGCUGUAUUAAAAAUUGAAAUGGGAAAAUUAUUGCAGUCAUACAGCUUAUUAAUAAAAAAGGAGGAUUUAUAACUGAUAAAGAUACAAAGCGGCUAGAAUCAUUAAUGGAGAUGAUUGCAGCUUCCGUUACUUCUGCGAUUAUUUCUAUAGAGCAAUUUGAUUUAACAAUAGUUAAUUAUAUGUAUUCUCAUUAGGAGGGAUUUUCACCCUUAAAUACUCUUCAUCCUCUGCGGAACCCCGGCAGACACCCUCCUUGCCGUAAACAAAGGAUUCAAGCGCACACCGUCUUUAUUUCUAUGAGCCUUGGGCCCAUCGUUUGGAUCGAAGAGCCCUGCUAAAGGGGCUUAUCAUCCUCUUGGGACUUUCUCCGAUUAUGGUCUCAGAAGUAAAACCCCAAGUCCCUGGAAUUAGCUUCCUAGGGCCCGAGAAAAACCUAGCCCGAUAUACAUAAAGGAUUUCUACCCUUUCCCUUCGCACUGGGCCGUUGCCUUCUGGUAUUAAAGAAAAAUGGUUAGGAGGUUAGGUGGCCUGUCGUCAAGAUUUUUAUGUUUAACAAUAAAAGCAAAGAAAAUAAUUGAAGCCAUUUUGCAUGCUGUGCAGGAUUCUGAUUUAGUUAGAACUGAUGGAGAAACAGCAAUUAUGUUCAAUCAAAUCAUGUCACUAAAAAAUCAAUUUUCUGAGUGGGCAAAGAGCAAGAAGCCAAAUAAAAAAUAA
Molecule: messenger RNA, 2278 nt
Organism: Blepharisma stoltei
Lineage: Eukaryota; Ciliophora; Heterotrichea; Heterotrichida; Blepharismidae
Source: the annotation of a GenBank genome assembly